Messenger RNA from Gossypium arboreum, 1438 nucleotides. RefSeq names its product cyclin-D3-3-like. Gene Ontology annotation, biological process: regulation of cyclin-dependent protein serine/threonine kinase activity; mitotic cell cycle phase transition. The coding region runs from base 192 to 1184 and encodes 330 amino acids. Lineage: Eukaryota; Viridiplantae; Streptophyta; Magnoliopsida; Malvales; Malvaceae. The record is from RefSeq and is a predicted model, not a curated record. Gene Ontology annotation, molecular function: cyclin-dependent protein serine/threonine kinase regulator activity. The transcript has 4 exons. Gene Ontology annotation, cellular component: cytoplasm; nucleus; cyclin-dependent protein kinase holoenzyme complex.
AUUGUGAUAAUGAAUAGGUUAUUUAAAUGAGUUGAGCCAACCCACUAAAGAAGAAAAGUACGUCCUUCGCCUUAGUGCUUACUUCCCUCAGUUUUCUGAAGGUUCAACCUCGCUCUUUCUUUUAUCUUCUCCUCUGUUAUUUUAUAAAUGAAACCAACAUCUUGAGACAUUAUUCCUUGGGUGGAUGAAAAAUGGCUUUCAACUCUCCAUUUGUUAUCGAUUCUCUUUAUUGUUCAGAAGACACAGGAGAAGACCACUUUGUUGAAGAAAGUUGUUUCAAUAAAUCAAACCCAUUUCCAAUCUUGUUAGAGCAGGACUUCUUGUGGGAAGAUGAUGAACUUUCCUCCUUACUUUCAAAGGAAGAGCAAAGUCAAAUGUACAAUUGCCUUCAAACCAAUAGGAAUCUAGCUGUGGCUCGCUUUACUGCUGUGGAUUGGAUGUUGAAAGUCACUGCUCACCAUUCCUUCUCUGCUCUCACUGCUGUUCUUGCUGUCAAUUAUCUCGAUAGAUUCUUGUUUAGCCUCCCUUUCCAAACUGACAAACCAUGGAUGACUCAACUAGGUGCUGUUGCUUGUCUUUCUCUAGCAGCCAAAGUGGAAGAAACCCAAGUGCCUCUCCUACUGGACUUACAAGUGGAGGAGAGCAAAUAUUAUUUUGAGGCCAAAACAAUCCAAAGAAUGGAGAUUUUGGUACUCUCCACACUUCAAUGGAAAAUGAACCCUAUAACCCCAAUUUCAUUUCUUGAUUACAUUGCAAGGAGGCUUGGGUUGAAAGGCCAUGUUUGUUGGGAAUUUCUCAGGAGAUGUGACCAAAUUUUGCUCUCUGUCAUUUCAGAUUCAAGGUUUUUGUGCUACCUUCCUUCAGCAAUGGCCACUGCUAUAAUGCUGCAAGUUAUGGAUAGCGUUGAGCUUGAACCUAAUCUUAGAGUACAAUUCGAAAACCAGCUUUUAGACAACCUGGGAAUUAACAAGGACAAGGUAGAUGAAUCCUGUAAAUUGAUAAUAGAAUUGACAAAAACAAGAGAGGAAGGCAACCAAUCAAAGAAGCGCAGAUUCAAGUGGAUUCCUGAAAGCCCAAAUGGCGUAAUAGAUUUGUUGUUUAUUUCUGAUGAAUCCAACGAUUCAUGGGGAGUUUCAUCACCAGACCCUGUUUCCAAGAAGAUCAAAACUCAGCUCCUUCACUAAAUUUCCCGCUUCACAAUAAUAUUUCUCUUUCUUUUUUCUUUAUUUAAUUAAAAGAUGCAAGUUAAAUUGCUUCCCAUCUCUGCUUAUUUUCUGAAUCUGAAAUGUGUGGUUGGUGAGAAAAUUUGCAAGCAGAGAUGGUUUGCAUUUUAACCGGAACAAUGUUAACAAAGAAAUAUAUGAAUAUAGGUAAUGCAGAGUCCUUUGCGAUAAUGUUUUAAUCUUCAUAAUAAUGCUAAUUUCAGAAGUUAAUAAAA